AUGGAGCCAGAAAGAUCGGAGAAGUGCAGUCCGAAGCGGAGAGGUGAAAAGGCAAACUGUGCGGUGUGUGACGAUAUCGGAGAUGGAUUCCAUUUCGGCGCCGAAGCUUGUCGGUUUGUUCUUUGCUAUUUGAACUGACAACUUUAUAAUUUUCAGGGCGUGCGCAGCCUUUUUCCGUAGAACUGUGGCACUUGGAAAGGUGUACGAAUGCAGACAGAACGGAUAUUGUACAGUCAAUUCCAGUGGGUUCUCCUUUUCCAGCUUGUACGUUCCAUAAGUGAAUCAUAACAUUAUCUUUAAGUCAUUCGCUCGAUAUGCAAGUCGUGUCGUCUUAAUAAAUGCUACCAAGUGGGCAUGAAAUCGAGUUGUGUUCAACCGAGAAGGGACAUAUUGGGCAAGCGAGAAGAGGAAACGUUCUCAGAUUCAGUUCCGAGCACAGUUUACAAUCUGCCGCCUGUUCCAUCUUUCGAGACGAUGCCAAUACUGGAGAGAAUGAGGAUGAACUACGAGAAACUGGACAAUGCGAGGAGUGUGAUUCACCGAAGAGAAGGAGAAAAUAUGUUUGAGCCGAAGGUCCCGAGAGCUCUGAACUUUCGAGAAGCUCUGGAGAUGUCAUCGAAAGAGAUUUCCCUGGUGGCCGAUUGGAUCGAAUGGUGCUUCGACGACUUUGGCUUGCUGCCGGUCGACCAGAAAACUAUUUUAUUCCAGAACUUCUUUCCCUACUUUCAAGUUUUAGAACACGCAUUUCUCACAUGCCAAUAUGGUAGAUUCCAAUGAAAUUGAGAAGAGAAACGUGUCUUAUUUGUCAGGAAGUGAUGACCGAAUGGUACUAGCAUCCAAAGAUUACGUGAAUGUGCAGCAACUAGAAGAGUUUUUCAGUGAUUCCCAUUUUGAAGUGGGUGGUCGGAAACUUGCUGAGUGAGUCGGAAAAUGUCGAUUCUUCAACCCCCUCUCAAUCCAGAAUCUUCAAACAUACAGUGGAUCUUCAAAAUCGCAGUCUGCACAGAUCGAUAAUAGCGGAGUGUGUUGAUUUUUAUGAGUUCUUCGGGCUCGUUGCCCUUUUGUUCUGGGACUUCGGCCUCGAUGGACAAUCGUCGGAAUGCAAUGAAAUCGGCCGAAAGAUCAAGUUGGCAGUGUCCAGAGAGAUUAAUUUCUAUCUGACACACGUGAAACAAGUGGAAGAGCCGUUGUGUCGAGCGGCGAUGAUAAUCACCAUCCUGCCAUCCCUCCAGGUUUGACUCACAAUCGGAAAAUGCUAAUAGUAAGAUUUCAGAGGGUCGUGCACCGAUUCCGAGAGGAUAUCUCGCUUGCUCAUAUCUUCGAUGUCUACACCAUUCCUUCUAAUUUCUAUAAUGUGUUGAAUGGAAGAUUUUCCUAA
Molecule: messenger RNA, 1378 nt
Organism: Caenorhabditis sp. 36 PRJEB53466
Lineage: Eukaryota; Metazoa; Nematoda; Chromadorea; Rhabditida; Rhabditidae
Source: the annotation of a GenBank genome assembly